Messenger RNA from Ornithorhynchus anatinus (platypus), 6318 nucleotides. It is a transcript of the gene TICRR, whose product is annotated as TOPBP1 interacting checkpoint and replication regulator. Gene Ontology annotation, biological process: mitotic DNA replication checkpoint signaling; mitotic G2 DNA damage checkpoint signaling; DNA replication. Gene Ontology annotation, molecular function: chromatin binding. The record is from RefSeq and is a predicted model, not a curated record. Gene Ontology annotation, cellular component: nucleus. Lineage: Eukaryota; Metazoa; Chordata; Mammalia; Monotremata; Ornithorhynchidae. The coding region runs from base 1 to 5913 and encodes 1970 amino acids. The transcript has 25 exons.
AUGACAGUAAUCAAAGAGGGAUGGCCGGCCGAGGUCGCGCGGCCCGGCCGACCAACCGCCGCCAGCCGGCCGGCCAAUGAGAGGCGGCGGCGGGGCGGCGGCGGGCCAAUGAGCGGCGAGCGCCGGGCGGCCGUGCGCCUGCUGAGCGGCCUGGGCUGCCGCCUGGGCCCCGCCCGCCUGCGCUGGGCCUUCAAGGUGUUCGACUCGCGGGCCGGCGAGCGGAGCCGGCCGGCGGGCGCGCCGCACUUCCGGGAGCUGGGGCCGCGCGGCUGGGCCGCCCUGGACGCCGAGCUGCAGCGCGGGGAGCGGGACGGGGGGCCCGGGGCGGGCCGCACCCGCGACGCGCUGAGCGAGGCCCUGCUGGACUGGCCCGGGGACCCGCCGGACCCGGCGCCGCCGCCCUUCGCCAACGCCGUCUUCCUGCUGGCGCCCUGCCCGCGCUCCCGCGGGGAGCUGCUCCGCUUCGUGGCCGGACGGGACCCCCCCGCCCCGCGCCAGCUGCUCGACGGCCUCCUGCCCCGCAGGGUGCGGGACCUGAUGACCGGGCGGAAGGUCACCCUCUACUGGGUCGACACCGCCCAGCGGGCCGAGGGUUGGGAAUCACCAGAUCACGUAGGGUACUGGAUGCUGUAUGAGCUUCUUCGUCUUGUGGGAGGUACCAUCGUGCCCUCUGAACUUCUGAGUCAAUUUUGGAGACACGAUGGAGGAAAACCGCAGGAUUUUGGAAAAGAGAGUACAGCCGAGCCUCAGUUCUCUCCAUGGACAUCAAUCUUGCCCUCCGAGUCCACUUUGAACUGCUUGCUGAACAGCGCGUCUGAGUACCAGGCAUCUUUUCCUCGUCUUGAAGGAACCUUAUUCCUUCCUCAGGAAGGUCCGUCAGGGGUGAAUCUCCAGGGCCCAUGGGCAGUCACCCUGGAGCCUCUGAUCAUGCACCAGAGACCCUUACCGAGUCCCGUUUCCAUCUUCCUGAAAGGCACUGUGACCCACUGGACUUGGCCCACGGGCAGCAGCUUUGGCACCGAGAGUUGGGUGUUACAGAGUUCCGAGGGGGACAGUACGUCAGAGCGAGGGAUUUUAUUUCAGCAUCUUGUUAGAAGGCUAACUGCUGAAGAAGUGCAAUUGGUUGCCGACGUUUGUCCAGGUGAAGGCUGGCCUCCGAGCACUGGACUCAUCUCCUCUCUGUCUCCCAGUGCUGCCAUUCUCACCUUGCUGGGCCCGGAGGAGGCAGUAGAACUCCCGAGAAACCUCCUGCAGGGGGUUGUGGCUGAGAACUCCCCGGAUCCUUCCUGCCUUCUCCGGGACGUUGUGAACGGAGCCCUCAGUCAGGUUCAGAAUUCCCUCGAAGAAGAGCCCGCUCCUUCCGCUGCCGCUCUGGUCCCGGAAUGGGCUCAGCAAGAACACAGCCACACCAGUCCCUGGAGCCCUGUGGUAAUGGAGAGCUGGUUCCCUUUCUCUAAUCUCAGUGGUGCAAGUUCAAAUUUGAUGGAGUCUUUUUGUUUACUACAGGCCAUCUCAGAAGAGACCUCCAAGUGCGAAACAGAGCUAACUGACCGUCUCUCCGAGUUCUACCAGAAGACAGCCCGGGAUGAGUCUGCCACAGCUGGGCAAGAGGAACACAGAAAAAAACGUGGAGUCCCCCGCACUCCGGUGAGGCAAAAGAUGAAGACCAUGAGCCGCUCCCUGAAGAUGCUGAAUGUUGCAAGACUGAACGUAAAAGCUCAGAAGGCUCAGCCAGACGGAACCUCGGCCACUGUCACCCGGGGGAAGGGGACUCACAAGGCCACUCUCAGAAGAAAAGGGGAGAAACUGGAAGACAAAGGGAGAAUUUUGAGGAGUUCAAUAUCUAAAGAUUUUAAAAGCAAAGAAGAACUUCUGUCCCACUUGAAUGAAAGCUACCAGAAGGUUGUGGCCACUGGAGAUGGUGUAAUAAGCGAAUGGGCCCAGAACAUGGUCUCAGCCGUGAGAGUAUUCCUGAAAUCUAGAGGCAUCCAAGAAUUGGAGGUGGCCUGCAUAGAUCACGUGAAAAGUCAUCUUCUGAAGACCAGCAAAGGUCUUCGGCUGCAUCUGGGGGAAAAGCCGGAUAAGGAAGCCAAAGUCAGAGAGUGCCAGCUUCAGGUGUUUCUGCGCCUGGAGAUGUGUCUGCAGUGUCCCUCGUUACAGAAGAGUGCCGACGAAAUGGAGCAACUGGUGGAGGAGGUGACCAACCUGCUGCGUAUCAUCUGCCUGACUGAGGAUCCUUCGUACCUGGCCCGGUUCUUGGAAGACAUUUUAGCAUUGUAUAUCAAUUCCAUUCCGAAGACCCUCGGGGACUUAUACCACAGCUUUGGGUUUGCGGUGCCCCAGAAGCUGGCUGCCGUCCUGCCUGCGGACUUCUUCAGCGACGACUCCAUGAGCCAAGAGGGCAGAUCGCCCCCACUCUCUGUGCCUCUACCGUCCCGGGCCGCCAGUGCCACGUCUCUUACCACGGAGGCUGACCAACUGGAGGAGCUGCGGACCCGAUCAGCCAAGAAGAGAAGGAAAAAUCUAUUAACAAGACACAGAAGUGUAACAGAAGCUUCUCAGGGCCUGCGGCAAAUAGAAAUUCCCAAAGUGUCCAAGAGGACGACCAGAAAUGAAAACUGUCACCCUGGUCUACAGCAGCAGCUACCCCUCUCUCAGAAGGAAGGCGUGCAAGAAGUGACCAAGGUGCGAAGAAAUCUCUUCAACCAGGAUCUGCUUUCUCCCUCAAAGAGAUCUUUGAAGAAGCUACCUCGAAGCCAAUCGGUGUCUGCUGUAGAAGGCCUGAAAACUAAGCACCCUAGCUCCAAGGAAGCCAGAGAGCGUCACAAGUUGCUGACGAAACGAGUGGCAGAGACGCCACUGCACAAGCAAAUCUCUAAAAGGCUGCUUCACCGACAGAUUAAGGGCAGGUCCUCCGAUCCUGGCCCCGAGGUUGACGUUGUGGAAGAGUCUCCAGAGAAAGUGGACAGUGGAGCGGGUCUGAGACGAAGCCCCCGCAUCAAGCAGCUGGCCCCAUCUGGCGGGACGCAGUUGGGCUCCUUCUACUCCGUCUCCCAACCCCAGUCACGUCACAUACUAGGGGCACACCCGGCCCAGCGGGAGCCCAGAGGUGGCAGAGGCUCUCAGGGCCCCCAGGUCAUCCAGUCUCCCAAGAGGCUGUUCUUUGGGGCCGUCUUUGAGCUGGGCAACCCCAGAAUGCAGGAUUCAACGCAGGUGAAAAGGUCUCUAAGAAACUCUUUGGGUUCUGAGAACCCCACUGCCCAUCAGACACCUAGGAAAAAAUGCUGGAAAUCCCCAAGUCCUGCCAACAGUAUGCCAAGGAGGUCACCCCGCACGCCGAGGAGGUCACCCCACACGCCGAGGAGGUCGCCCCGCACGCCGAGGAGGUCGCCCCGCACGCCGAGGAGGUCGCCCCGCACCCCGAGGAGAUCGCCCCGCACGCCUAAGAGAUCGUCCCGCAUGCCGAGGAGAUCGCCCCGCAUGCCAAGACGGUCUCCACCCUCCUCCCAGGCCCCACUCCGAACUCCAGGAAAGCUAGGGCAAACCUCUGCAGAAGACACACCUGCCAAGCAGAAAGCAGCCAAGAGGUGCAGGAGAGGAUCCUCUCCACCUGCCUGGGAUGCUCUGCCCCCCAGGCCAGAAGUCACUCCUCAGAAAGACAGCUCACCCGCAGAAGAUCUUCCCUUCCCCCCGGGGGAGUUGGAGUCAAGAACUCCAGGAAAGCAAGGAGGUCUGGCUCUUAAACUCCCGGGGAAUUCCAGUCGAGUCACAGCUUUGACCCCAGGAGUCCCGGCACCUAGCGGCCAGGAAAGAACCACUUCUCUGAGGCAGACGCCCUCCCGGCAGACCCAACAACUCUCCCGGCAAACCACCGAGGAAGCAACGGCGACCUCGGUGGCUCUUGGGGCAGAGAGCCCCCGGGAAGGCCCGGGGGCGACUCAGAUGCAGAAAAACCUUGUAGAGUCAGUGCCUCAACCCCUGAAAGUAACUCCCCAGACAUCUCAGGAGACAAUUCCACAAACACCCAAGGGAGCAGGGAAUGGGCCUCCUGCCUCCACCCCACCGACUUUUUCCUGGACGCCGUCUCCCUUCAGCUCCUCGCCCCACGAGGCUUCCUUGAAGACUCCAGUUGGGGCAUCUUUCUUGGACUCUUCACCUCUGGUUGGGACAGAUGAGCAGCGUGCGAAGGAGCCCCAGAAAUCACCGGAAGUGGCAGUGGCCGUUCCUGUCACCAUCUGGUCUCUGAUCACAACUCCCAGGAAGGAGCCGGCCGCCACCAAGCCUAGCAGCAACCCUCCUCCGCCUCCUUCCAAAGCCAGGAAACCAGAGCGGGGGGCAACACCCUGCCCACUCCCUGAAAGAAGCAUCCAGCAGUUCCCUCCCCCGGCCUCUGCCGACCUCCCCUCGGACAGCCUGACUGGAAAGGAGGACCUUGCUCUCCCAGACUCAUCCCUGAAGCAGCAGCAGGAGAGAGCAACUCCAUCUUCGCCGGGUUCCCUCACGGAGGCCGUGUCCCCGGUGACCGAUGCGGGACCAGAAUGUCUCCUCACCACCCACCCUACCCCGGAGCCCCAGGACAGCGAGAGCUCAGAAGCGAGCAUUUUUCUCGCAGAACAAAAAGAAGGGUCAACGACAGCAUUGUUGACUGGUCCUGAGAGCGCCUCUUCAGCCCCUGAUCCGUCUUCUGGGCCCACAUCCCCUCCCAAAUCGUCAUACGUCCUGCGCCGGACCGCGGAUCGGAGGCAGCGGCAGGCCGCGGCCAGGCUAGGGAACCCGGAAGCCUUCCCUCCACUUUCCGGGGGCCCCCUCAAUGCGGCUUCCACCUACCCCCCUACCUAUGAAGUUGAGCUGGAGAUGCAAGCUUCCGGCCUGCCUAAGCUCCGCAUUAAAAGGGUCGACUCCAGUCCCCCGGCGGGAGCGGAAGGCGACACGAAGACCAGCAGGCCCCUGGGGGAGCAGAGCUCCUUCCCUGAGCUUCCUGGGCCCCGGUGCGGCAAGCACCCUGGCAAGCUGGAAGCUUCCUACGUGUCCCCCCCCUGCCUCCGCUCUUCUCACAGCACCCCGGGCAAGAGCGGGGGACAGACCUACAUCUGCCAGAGUUGCACCCCAACUCGCUGCCCCUCCAGCACUACCUCUCCCUCCCAGUCAGACGGUGGGAUUCCCUGGACCCCUUCCCCCAAGCCCAAGGGGAAGAUGACCCCUGACACGAUCAAGGACUGGCCCAGGAGAAAGAAGGCUGGGGGCACCCCAGCCAGCGGGAAAAACGAACGUGGGGGGGACCUCUUGGGGAGCGCGGCUGUCCUCGAGGAAGAGGGCGAGGCGCGCGUCUCUGAGCUCUGUGGGGGUAGCGGCAGCUGCCGGGCUCCUCUCCUGGGGGACUUUGAACUGGAAGGGAUAGGGCAGCUCCUGGACCUGUCCCCUCCCAGCGACUGCGAGCCGUGUUUGGAGGGAAGCUUUCCUGGGGCCGGGUUUGGACUGGGCACCGGGAAGCGGCCCCUUGGCCUCGAGGGGGAGCCCGGCCCGCGAGCUAAAAGGACUUGCGGGACCCGAAUGGAAGAGCCCGACCCGGCCCCUGGCCUCGAUGGGGAGCAAAGUCGAUCUCCCGGCAGGUGUUCCCUCCGAAGCACGAGGCAGCCGGGCUCCCUGGGCGACGACGAGGUCUUUGUUUCAGGCUCUACACCUCCAAGCUGUCCUGCGAAAAGCUGCCUCUCCGCUAGCGGCCUCCGGGCCCUCACACAAUCGCCGCUGCUUUACCAAGGACUGACUCCUUCCUCUCGGCGGACCAGCGUCAGAGAUGAGGAAAGCGAGCCACUGCCCAGUUCUGCAGAACUCGAGGAAUCUCCUUUCAGCAGAGUGAUCAGCCGGAGACGCUCCAUCAGCAGAACCUACUCCCGCAAGAGGCUGCUCAGCUAGGCCGGCCUCAGUCAUGUCCUGCUCCCCCAGUGGGGGCGAGUGGCUCCCCUGCGGUCGGGAGGCCCCCACAGAGGCAAGCCUGAGAACUUGCAGCACGUCUGCCCAAAAGACUGAAAGCCAAAGGACUCUGCCAGGAGAGAAGAGUGGAGUGCACUUUCCCCUAAGAAAUUGGAAGUUGCAGUUCUGCUGCUCGGAUACCAAGGGCCUCAGGCUUUUUACUUGAGGACCGGCCAGCCGAGCUGGUGCUACUUCUGCUCUGCCCCUGCCAGUCCGUCCUGAAGGACGGCUGCUGCUGUGGUUCAAGCAUAGACAAUACCUACAUUGGUAGGUUGAUUUUUUUUUUUCUAUGGUUCCUGUGAAUAAAGUGGCCAUCACUUGAAGCGUGGUGCCUACGGCUUAGAGUAA